Amborella trichopoda is the source of this 2224-nucleotide messenger RNA. It is a transcript of the gene ECR1, whose product is annotated as E1 C-terminal related 1. NCBI's taxonomy places the organism in Eukaryota, Viridiplantae, Streptophyta, Magnoliopsida, Amborellales, Amborellaceae. The record is from RefSeq and is a predicted model, not a curated record. Gene Ontology annotation, biological process: protein neddylation. Gene Ontology annotation, molecular function: NEDD8 activating enzyme activity. Gene Ontology annotation, cellular component: nucleus; cytoplasm.
GGAGAAAAUCGAUGGCGAGACCUGGACAAGCUCCUGGUGAGACCGGGGAAUAUCGUAGGCCCAAACUUUGAACCAGGACCUCAGCUUCUAUGUGCUCCUCAUAUUUGAUCUCAUCUCGAAUGGCUUGUAGGCAUCCCAUUCUGAAAACACCUAAAGGCAGACAGCUACAGGACUACAGCGUCUUUCCUAGCUCAAGGCCAAUAGCUAGGCGGACCCUUUGUAUCCAAAUUUAGGGAUAAUCCCUGCUCAUCCUAGUGCCACUGUGAUUAUCAUUAUUAUUGUUGUCAUUUAACGUGCUCCCUAGAAGUGCCCAAAGAAAAUAUAGAUCAUCUUUUUGUUUUUUUUCUUUUUUUAACAUGCACGCUAGACGUGCCCCAGCAGUGAACAUUGGUCAUCCGUGUAUUUGAAUGGUAAAAUCUACGUCUAAGAGAACUUAACUUCAAUUCUCUUUUUCAAAUUUUUUAUCUAGUGAUGAUGAGGCAAUCGACGAAAUUUGGAGUCAAGCAAAUCUGAGAGAUGACCUGCAGGCAUAUGCAAAGGUGUUGGUUGUUGGUGCUGGUGGCUUAGGCUGUGAGUUGCUCAAGGACUUGGCAUUGUCAGGUUUUCGGAAUCUCGAAGUGAUAGAUAUGGACAGAAUUGAGGUCUCCAAUUUGAAUCGCCAAUUCCUAUUCAGGCUUCAGGAUGUUGGAAAGCCAAAGGCUGAAGUUGCUGCUAUGCGUGUGAUGGAACGGGUUAGUGGUGUGAAUAUAGUACCACAUUUCUGUCGAAUUGAAGAUAAGAAUAUUGAGUUUUACGGUGAUUUCAACAUUAUUGCUCUUGGUCUUGAUUCCAUUGAGGCUAGAAGCUAUAUCAACUCUGUCGCCUGUAGUUUCUUAGAGUAUGAUUCUGAUGACAAGCCAUGCGAAGAAACAAUUAAACCUAUGGUAGAUGGUGGUACUGAAGGUUUCAAGGGCCAUGCUAGAGUUAUCUUACCCGGAAUCACCCCAUGCUUUGAAUGCACCAUAUGGCUUUUUCCUCCUCAGGUGAAGUUCCCUUUAUGCACUCUGGCAGAGACCCCUCGUACAGCUGCCCACUGUAUUGAAUACGCCCAUUUAAUUAAAUGGAAUGAGGUGCAUGGUGGGAAGUCUUUUGAUGCAGAUGAUCCAGAACAUAUGCAGUGGGUUUACUCUGAGGCGCUUAAGAGAGCUGAACUUUUUGGUAUUAGCGGGGUUACCUAUUCCUUAACUCAGGGCGUGGUAAAAAAUAUUAUUCCGGCUAUUGCCUCAACUAAUGCAAUUAUAUCAGCUGCUUGUGCAUUGGAAGCAUUGAAGAUUGCUACAGGAUUCAGCAAAUCAUUGUCCAACUACCUAACGUAUAAUGGUGCUGAAGGCCUUCACACGAAGGUGACUGAAUUUUGGAAAGACAACGACUGUCUUGUUUGUGGUCCUGGCGUUCUUAUUGAGGUGGACAGUACGACUUCUCUGCAGAAGUUCAUAGAUCUCCUCAGAGAACACCCGACGCUCCCUAUAUCGAAACCAAGCAUGGUGCACAGAGGCAAGAACUUGUAUAUGCAGGCCCCUCCCAUACUUGAAGAAAUGACCAGAUCGAAUCUGCAGCUUCCUCUCUUUGAUCUCAUGGGUAGAAUCCCCAAAGAUGUCAUUCAUGUCACUGGCACUGUCACAUUGAAUGAUCGGAAGACAUCUGCUCUAAGAAAACUUCGCAUUGUGUUUAAGGGAAAUGUGGAUGGAGUUGCAGAUAUGGAUAUGGCUGGUGGCGCAUAAAACUUCUUACCUUUGUUGGUAUCCAAUGACUUGACUUUGACCAGAUAGCUUAUACUUCUAAAUUUUGAGAGAGAGAGAGAGAUUAGCCUCUGUUUUGAGCAGGCAUUGUCGCGUGUUGGGCAUGAUUCUGCUUCAUAUGUUGCCUGUAUCAGAUAGGCUGGAGUUGUGAAGUUUCUUGAUUACAAAAAUUGGACACAAUUGCCAUAGAAAAUGCAAAACAUUGGCAUGGAAGAUGGUAAGAGUUGUUGGGAAAAGGGGAAAUCUCUAUAUUGUACUAGAACUGUAGACGAUUCAUCAUAUUUGAGUUUGUCUGCAUAGAUGAAUUGAGGAAGAAUUCUUAGCUUGGUUGCUGUGGAAUUUUGUGCAAUAGUUUGCUUCAUGGCAUUUCAACAUUGUACUAAAGGUGUAAGAUAAGUUUUUGACAUGGUUUAAGAGGAAACGAAUGUUGUUAGCAGAACGCUUAA